AUGGCUCUUGGAACUGGAAACGAGGAGGGCGAGAUGCCUGAGGACACCCAGUUGCUGACUGGCAAGCAGGAGCACUACCUGAAGCGAGAGCUGAUCAACUGCCAAGUCCGCAGCGAGAUCGCAGAGCUCAACUCGCCAACCGCUCUGCGUCGCUUUGGAGCGCCCUUCAAGUCGGAGUACGGAGAGGUGGCCCCCGUCGACUCGGAGCUGCCCAUCCUACGCUUCAUAUUCGUCAACCAUGUGCGAAAUUUUCCCUUUCUCGACCAGGCCAAAGAGAAGGAGUUUUGGCAGGAGAAGUUGCAAGUCUUUUUAGAAUCUUUCGCGAACAAGCAUAUUUCUUCCUCUGAGGAUCGCCAUGAGGUGACAAAGCGCCGGAAGCUCGCCCUCAAAUGCGAGAAAUUGGUGGAGCUGAUGAUGGUCUCUGGCAUCCGCACCUCGUCUGGAUAUGAGGAGCGAAUACGUUUCUCUGAGAUGGAAGUGAUCGAUCGGGGGGCAAACGAACAAGGCUUGCUGGCAAAUAUCCCCGAUGGCCACCUGAUAAACGGCUGGGAUGUUAAUGUCGCUGGUGUGCGAACAACUCUAGUUAGGCGGACGGUCAGGUACCAUCAACAUGCGGAAUUCAUACUCAGAGUUCGUCGUCAAGACAAACCUGAUAUUUACAUUGGUCGUCGUUUCGGAGACUUUUCCCAGCUGCAUAGGAGACUGCGAACAGAGCUGCCGGGCAAGAUUCUUCCCCCACUACCAAGAAAAAACAAAAGUUCUAUGUCGACCUUUCUAGGCGGGCCUGAUGAUGAUGCUUCCUCUGUGUCUUCGAUGUCUACCGAAGUAGGGCCUCCGGAAGACGGCGGUUCUUCAAAAAGCCUGCUGUCACAAUCAUAUUUCAGCAAUUCCACUUCACGCAGUUCUUUGAAAUCAAAAGAAUCUCCAAGAGAUUCCAGUGAAGUCAAGACGGAGCCUGUAACCCUAUACCGUGAGCAGCAGCGUGUUUCACUGCGUGCCUUUUUACGGCUAUUACUGCAAAACGAAAGGAUUGCGUCUUCGAAGGCAAUGGAAGAUUUCCUUACCGCCAAUCCUGUACAACUAAAUGAAGAAGAAGAGAUUGAUAUCCAACGAAGAAAGGAUCUAGACGCGAAACGGAUAGAAGAGCAGAACCAAUUCUAUGAAAUCGCGCGAAAACGUGCCCAGGAACUGGAUAUCUAUAUGGAACAGUUCCGCCGGGACAUCGUUGAGAAUAACGGCUUAACAAAGCUUUUCCAAGAGAUCCGUAUCAAAGAGACAGUGGAGGAUCUUAGUCCUCAAUAUCAAAAAUUUGCGGAGUGGCUUCGCAUUGAAGUGGCUGCGACUUUAUAUCACUUAUUCCUCGCAGAGGACAACUCGCCGGAGUUAUUCGCACAAGCGAAAAGAAUCCAUUCUCUCAUUCCAUAUACAAUCAUGAAGAAUGUAAUUCGAAUAGCAAACCCUGCAGCUGUGAUGUCUGGUGUGCUAGAUCUUUUCCUAGCCCAGCCUUUUGGCUCACGAUCGCUUCUUCAGCGGAUCUUUUCAAUGGCAAUUCACGAUGGUAUGAAAGUAUUCCAAAAGUCAAUUGAUGCUUUGGCGGGCAGAAUAGGCGACGACGUGUUGGUCGAAAAGCUUCGGACAUUUACAUACGCAGAUGAGGAUUUGAAGAAUUAUAUAAGGCAAGAAGCGGAGGAUGACGGGGUAGACAUAAUCGUGGCUAUCCUACGCUCGGAACAAAUCCAACCAGAAUUGAGUACUAGCCAAGUCGAGAAAGUAUUCAAUUCAUAUGUUGGCUGGGUGAGCGCUGUGGAAAACGUCGAGGUUGGAAUGCUGCAAGACGCCCAGUGGUUCGCAUACUUAAAGCAGCUCUUGAAGCUGUUAACCAGACAGCGAGACAAGGCCAUGAUGCUGAGCAUCAUUGAAGAGCCUGUAACUCUUCAACUAUUCCGAGACCUAUUUACUAUAUUCUACGAGCCACUGGUUCGGGUGUAUAAGUCAGCCAACGUCUACAACAGUAUCACUGAUUUCGCAGCGUUUGCAAACGAUGCCAUCACCGUGAUUGAACACGCACAACGACAGGAUGUUUCUGCAGACCCGAAUCAAACCGUCCAGGCCUUCAUUGACUUGUGUGUCCGCCAUCAACACAGUUUCUAUAAAUUUGUACAUGAAGUCCACGUUCAUGACAACGGUCUCUUCGAUGCGCUGAUGGGAUGGCUGGAAGAUAUCCUGCAGUUCCUCCGUGAGGGCCCCAAGACCACUUUGGAUAUGAACGCACUAUUCCAGGGAGCCAUCUCUGUCAAGUUAAUAGACAAGGAUCUGGCUAUCGAGGAAAUUGACGCCCUGGUGAAGUGGCAUGCAGACAGGAAGAAGUGGCACCAUGACAAGACCAAGCAGAAGAUGGCCGCCGACGGCAUCGUUCUGGAUUCCAUCCCUGGAAGCGCAACAUUCAAAGGGAGCGAUUUUGGAUUGAAUGAGGCUGACUUGGAAGACUUGGCGAUAUCCGACGAGGCGUCUGACGAGUCCGACGAGAACUCCGAAGACGAUGACCUCGACCCUAUCGCAGCGGAGCGCAAGCGCCGCGCGAAACGACAAGAUCGUCUGCGGCGCACGGCUGGCGAGCCGGUGAAACCUGACAUCCAGGAGCUGUUGAAGAUGAAAGACCUCUUCCUGCAGAUGCUGCGGCAGGUGCUGGCGGAAUAA
Ophidiomyces ophidiicola is the source of this 2697-nucleotide messenger RNA. RefSeq lists its product as uncharacterized. The transcript has 9 exons. Lineage: Eukaryota; Fungi; Ascomycota; Eurotiomycetes; Onygenales; Onygenaceae. The record is from RefSeq and is a predicted model, not a curated record. Gene Ontology annotation, molecular function: phosphatidylinositol binding. The coding region runs from base 1 to 2697 and encodes 898 amino acids.